Molecule: messenger RNA, 3514 nt
Organism: Leopardus geoffroyi (Geoffroy's cat)
Lineage: Eukaryota; Metazoa; Chordata; Mammalia; Carnivora; Felidae
Gene: NAT16
Product: N-acetyltransferase 16 (putative)
Exons: 4
Coding region: 1029-1985 (318 amino acids)
Source: RefSeq, a predicted model, not a curated record
CGAGCUCGACCCUCGGGGCUCCGAAGGGACCCCUCUACCGGCACCGUUCGCUGUCCGCGUGGCCGGCCCCGCUCCGUGUCUGGGCUUCCCCGCCCCGGUUCCGGCUCCGGCGAGCUCCGAGAAGCUGUCGACCUCAAGGGCAUCAAUAUUUCAGGGUGAUGAAACAAUCCAGUUGUGAUUCAGCCAGCUCAGAGCUCCCUAAGCCUGAAAAAGAGGCCCAGCCAGAUGUCGAGCCACACUCAAACACCCCGCUACAGGAGAAGGAGGCCAAGUUCAGAUCCGGAUGGGGGCUUGAGGCUGAGACUGAGCCCCUGGGGGCUGAAUCAGGGCCUGAGGCCAAGGCCAAGUCCUUGGGGGCCAACCCCAGGUCUGGAUGGGGGCCUGAGGCCACGGCCCAGCCAUUGGACUUCGUGGUGGCAACAGAACAGGACGGCACCGUGUGCUGGCCAAGCGAAACAGGAGUGAGGAGAGCCGGGGCCCAGGUGAAAAGGGGGUGAAGCUACGUUUGGGUGAGUGGACCUUAAGAAAGAGAGGAGGCGAGCCUCUCCCCCAGCCCCCGUCCGGAUGCUGAGGAGCCAGUUGGCCUUGGAACCAAAGAGUAGGAUGUGCGGAUCCAGGGGCCCAGCCAAUGAGGGUGGGAUGGAGACAACAGGGGUAGCAGAGGAACCCGAGGGAGGGGCUGGUGAUAGCUUCGGUGUUUGAGCAUUCAUUUGGAGUUCCUGGGAGCAGGAGCACAAAAAGAAGAGAGCAGGCAAGAGAGGGUAGACCGGGGGUGAGAGCAAGAGUGGGGUCAGGACCCCCGGUAGACCGAACUCGCGUAGGAAAAAGCACCUGGACGCGGUUAGGAGGACCAGCCCCUAGACGGGGUCCGGGGCGGAGCUAAGAAGAAGCGGGGCGUGGCAAGGCCCGGGGCGGGAGGGCGUAGCCAGCUCCUAGGGUGGAUCCAAGGGAAGGGGGCGUGGCCAGUGCUCAAGCAAGGGGUGCACGCGGAGCUGGAGCAUCUCAAGAGGUGGACGAGAGCCCGGCGAAUGAGCUCCCUCUCUGCCGGCUCUGGAAUUCGAGACCCAAGUGCUGAGGAGAUCUGGGGCAGGCCCGGGCCUGGCCUGGCGCCAGGGGUGGUGACGACGGAGUGCUCAGCGUGUGGGAAGAGGCGAGCCCUGCGAGCCGAGAGUCCCGGCAGGGGCGGAGGGCCCCCUAACGGCCUGGGUCCGCAGAUCGCGCUGGAGUCGGCGCACGUGAUCGACUCCGGGGAGACAGCGCUGGUGGAGGGGCUGUGCGUGGCUCCCCGGGAGCGCGGCAAGGGCGUGGCCGGGCUGCUGCGGCGCUUCUGCCCGCAGCUGGUCAAGACACAGAUCCCGGGGGUCAAGGUGGCACGGCUCACCCGGGACGACCAAGUGGGCCCCCGGGAGCUCAAGAAACACGGCCUAAUCACCAAGCAGGAGCAUCCUUUGGGUCUGAGUCAAUGCCUCCGUGCUACUGGCGCGGCUGGGCGUGUGCAGCUGGCGGCGCUGCGGGCCUCCGUCACCUCGCCGAGACCGUGUCGGAGACUGGCGGCGACGUGGCCCGCCUCCUACUGUUGCCUUCCGUGCAGCGCUACGUUCACCCAGGACUGGCAGCCCUACCGGCCACGUGAGAGCAACCUGCCCCUGCUGGCGGCCAAGGGCCUGGAGUGGCACGUAGACAGCGCAGCUCGCCCGCGCUUACCCACGCUGUGCACGCGCCCCUUCCCCAUUCCGCACGGCGGUGACGGCACGUGGCGCUACCUCAACGUCGACGCCGUGCGCAGCGUUGGUGCGCAGGCGCAGAGCCGGCUUCUGCGGCACCUGCAGGGCCAGGCCCCGCGCCUCGCCGGUCUCAACGCCAUGCGCCAGCUUUUCCUGGCGUCCCAGUUAUGGUCGCAGCUGGCUGACCUCUGCCAGGCCGGCUUGGGGCUCGAGCUGGUCAAGGGUUACACAGAACAGUACCCGCUGGAGGCCGACAUCUAGGGCCUCUCCUCUCGCAGGCGAGAGGAGCAUUUAGAUCCGUCCAUUUUCGCUGCUCUCCAGAAAGCCCCGCCCCCCAGUGUUUGCAAGCUCCGCCCCCUCCCCCUACUCUCCGUGGUCUGCUGGGAAGCCUGCUUACACUUACCGGAGCGCCCCGCCCCAACCUUUUAGCCUUGCCUCUCUGCCAUCUCGCCUCUAGCGCGCCCACUCUAUGGCCCACAACUGGAUCCGAUCGUCGGGUUUGGGGGAGGCCCUUGCUCUGCUAUGGUCCGCCGGUUCCCCUCACGGGCCAAAGAAUGGGUUCCUUCACAGGCUUCAGAGCCUUUUCUUGUCCGUCGCCCUGGGCUGGCGGGGAACUCCGUCCUUCCUGGCUUCUCCCUUCUGCCUCCUCGUGGGCGGAAGCGGGUAGAGGGAUGUGCAAGGUCCAGCUGCCCAACACGUAUUACUUUUCUUCCUCCCGCCCUUUCUCAAGCUCUCAGAGCUUGCUCCGCGCUCCCCUCCUGCCUCCCUCUCAGUCUCUUGCGCCUCUACAUCAGUGUCCCCUCUCUCCUUCUCUCUGAGCUCCCAUCCUCCUAUUCCCCGGACCCCCCCCCCCCCAGACACUUAGCUCCUCAUUGCCCAUUUGUCUGCUCCUCCCUUCCUCUUCCCCAUGAACUCUUCAUCACCCGCCCUGUGUGCAAUACGGAGAGAGAGCCUGUAAAUGAAACAAUCAUAAUGCCCUGUUGACCCUCUGGUGACACAUCUUUACAAGCCUGCCCCCCCGAUGGGGUUCGUCCAACUUUGCACGAUGUUGCUAUUUCCCAGGCCCCCUUCCUAUAUCCCCAACCAGUGCCUGAACCAGGACAUGAAACAGGGGGCUUGAGCUGGGAAGGGCAGUUUCCUCAGCCCAGUAUGGGGCUGUCUUCUGGCUCUAACCAGGCUUCCUUCUAGUGCAACUGGAACCCCUGCCUCCAGAUAUUUCUGGACAUCCCUCCCUUCCUCUGGUUCCUUUAUGGGGUUUGUUUUUUUUUUUUUUUUUUUUUUUGGAGUUCGGCAGUUUUCUAUUUCAAUGCAAGUAGUAACAGCUGCAGUUGCACAGCGCUGUCUUCUACACUGGAUCCUCACAUCUACCACCGAGGGAGGAAACAGGCUCAGAAAGAUCAAAGUGACUUCCAAGUCAUUCAGAGUAGCUGGGAGCCUGGCAGGGACUGGAGUUCAGGUCUGUCCCAAGCCAGAGCAUGCCUCAGAACCUCACUCGUUGUGGCGGUGACUGUUUGAACUUCUUGUUGGACGAUGGACAGUUGCUAGGGAUUUGUUGACAGUAAGCACAGGGGUCGCUGGGGAUGGAAUCAGAGACGUGGGCAGAGGAGGGCGCCAGGAGGUGGAAGAAGGUGGGCACGGAGGACAGCCGCUGCUCCAUCACUUCCCCCAGUUCCGGUUUUUGCUGUUGUGCUACACUGCCUUGCUUGUCUGCCUUCAGCGCCUGGCCAUGCUGCCACCCUCCCUGUCACUUCAGCCGUGGCUGUAUUACAAUAAAAAGGACCCUUAGCCCA